Molecule: messenger RNA, 4185 nt
Organism: Rotaria sp. Silwood1
Lineage: Eukaryota; Metazoa; Rotifera; Eurotatoria; Philodinida; Philodinidae
Source: the annotation of a GenBank genome assembly
AUGACAACGACGGAUCAUAAUCCUGAUUCUGUUAUGAAAAUUGAUCCGUGUGAACUAGAUAGUCUUCGUUCAAACGUGCUGAAAUCUCAAAUAGCUACAUAUCGUUGUCUAUCUCGAAAUUUACCUGUAUCAGAUUCUUUACUUAAUUCAUGUUCAUAUAAAUUACAAUUAGCUAAUCUAAUUCAAAAUCAUCUUCAACAAGAACAAUCAAAUCCAACUAGUAUUGUUCUUACUCAAACAUCUGAAGCAAAUGAUCAAAAUAAUAUUGAUACAUCAUUAACAUUUUCAUCAGCAACAGAUAUGUAUCGAUGGUUAAUUCGAUCAAAUGACAAAACUGAAGAAAAAGUUGUCAAUCGAACUCAAAAACAUCCAAUUCAUUUUAAUCCAUUAUAUAGUCAACAACAACAAGAUAAACGUGCUCUUAAUCGUAUAUCAAAUCGUGUUCAAGAAUUAGAACAUAUGCCAGCUAAUAUGAAUGUUGAAUUACGAACGCGAGCAUUAAUCGAAUUAAAAUCACUCAAAUUACUUCAAUUUCAAAAACAACUUCGUAGUGAAGUUCUUAAUACAAUGAAGAAAGAUACAUUAAUUCAAACUGCUCUUAAUCCUCGUGCAUAUAAACGUCCAAAACGUCAUCAACUUCGUGAAGCACGUUCAACUGAAUAUUAUGAACGACAACGUAAAUUAGAAAUAAAACAACGAAAACAUGCUAAACAUCAAGCAUUUUUAAAUGCUAUAUUAACACAUGCAAGAGAUUUUCGUGAAUAUCAUCGUCGAUAUACAAUGGCAACAAUACGUAUGAAUAAAUCAAUUCAAGCUUAUUUUACUAAUAAUGAACGUGAAUUAAUUAAAGAACAAAAACGUCAAGAACGAGAACGUCUUUUUACUUUAAUGAAUAAUGAUGAAGAAGCUUAUAGAAAAUUAGUUGAUGAAAAAAAAGAUGCACGUUUAGCAUUAUUAUUAUCACAAACAGAUGCUUAUAUUGAUAGUUUAAAACAAUUAGUACGACAACAUCAACAAGCUAAUCGUUCACAAGCACGAUUAGAUAAAACAAAUACUGAUAAAUCAGAAGAAUCCACAAGAACAGUAGUUACUUCUCCAUCAAUUAAUAAAGAAUCAAAAAUGACUUCAACAAUCGAUCAAACUGGUAAUGAUAAAGCAAUACGUGAUGCUGUUAAAAUUGCAGCAACAAAUGAAGAUGAUGAAUAUGAUGCUAAAGAAUCUUAUUAUUCUAUAGCUCAUCGUAUAGUUGAACCAAUAACAGAACAAUCAAAAAUGCUUGUUGGUGGACAACUUAAACCAUAUCAAUUACAAGGUCUUGAAUGGCUUGUUUCAUUAUAUAAUAAUAAUUUAAAUGGUAUACUUGCUGAUGAAAUGGGUCUUGGAAAAACAAUUCAAACAAUAGCAUUAAUUGUAUAUUUAAUUGAUUGUAAAAAAAAUUCAGGACCAUCAUUAAUUAUUGUUCCAUUAUCAACAUUAUCAAAUUGGGCUGCAGAAUUUCGACGUUGGGCACCUGAUGUAACAGUUAUACAAUAUAAAGGUUUACCACAUGUACGUAAAAUGCUUGGACAAACAAUACGUACAAAUCGUUUUAAUGUUUUAUUAACAACAUAUGAAUAUAUUAUGCGUGAUCGUUCAAUAUUAUCAAAAAUUUCAUGGAAAUAUUUAAUUGUUGAUGAAGGACAUCGAAUGAAAAAUCAUCAUUGUAAAUUAACACAAAUAUUAAAUACAUUUUAUUCACAUGCUCCACAUCGUUUAUUAUUAACAGGUACACCAUUACAAAAUAAUUUACCUGAAUUAUGGGCAUUAUUAAAUUUUAUUUUACCAACUAUAUUUAAAUCUUCAACAACAUUUACAGAUUGGUUUAAUGCACCAUUUGCAACAUUACCAAGUGAAAAAGUUGAAUUAAAUCAUGAAGAAACUUUAUUAAUUAUUAGACGAUUACAUAAAGUUUUACGACCAUUUCUUUUACGUCGACUUAAAAAAGAAGUCGAAUCACAAUUACCAGAAAAAGUUGAAUAUAUAAUAAAAUGUGAAUUAUCUGCUUUACAACGUUGUCUUUAUCAUACUAUGGCAAAAAAUCGUACAUUAAUUAUUGAAAAUCAAAAUGGUAAAAGUGGUCGUCGUGCAUUAAUGAAUAAAAUAAUGCAAUUACGUAAAAUAUGUAAUCAUCCAUUUUUAUUUCAUGAAAUAGAAGAACGUUUAGCACAAUCAUUAGGUUAUGAAGAUGGUGUUAUAAAUGGACCUGAUCUAUUUCGUGUAUCAGGUAAAUUUGAAUUACUUGAUCGUAUAUUACCAAAAUUAAAAGCAAGUGAACAUAAAAUUUUAUUAUUUUGUCAAAUGACAACUGUUAUGGAUUUACUUGAAUAUUAUUUUCUUUAUCGUAAUUAUUCAUAUAUACGUUUAGAUGGUACAACAAAAGCUGAUGAUCGUUGUGAAUUAUUAAAAAAUUUUAAUGAUGAUAAUAUAAAUUGUUUUAUAUUUUUAUUAUCAACACGUGCUGGUGGUGUUGGAUUAAAUUUACAAAAAGCUGAUACAGUUAUUUUAUUUGAUUCUGAUUGGAAUCCACAUCAAGAUCAACAAGCACAAGAUCGUGCACAUCGUAUUGGACAAAAAAAUGAAGUACGAGUAUUACGUUUAAUAACUGUUAAUACAAUUGAAGAAAAAAUCUUAGCUUGUGCUAGAUAUAAAUUAAAUGUUGAUGAAAAAGUUAUACAAGCUGGAAAAUUUAAUCGUUCAUCAACAUCAAGUGAACGACAAGAUUAUCUUGAACAAUUAAUUGAAGGUGAAGAUGAAUGUAAAGAUGAUGAUGAAGAUAUACCAGAUAAUGAAAUUCUUAAUCAAAUGAUUGCUCGAACUGAAAGUGAAUUCAAUUUAUUCAAUCGUUUGGAUGUAGCAAGACGUGAAUAUGAAUCGCGUUAUGGUGUUGGUAGUGGUGGUGAUGGUGCUAAUGAACGUCGAGCAUGGAAAUUAUCGAAUACAAAUGAUAACACAAAAUCUAUAUCUCGAGUUAAACGUAAAAAAGAAAGUGAUAAUGAAGAUUCAAUUGAUCAAACAACAAAAACAAAUAAAAUUUCAAUAUCAUUAAUAGAUCCUAGUGAUGAUGAAAUAACUCGAGAAGGAACAUUAACAACAAGUGAUGAAACUACUCCAUCACUAUUAGAAGAACUUGAAGAUGAAGAAGAUGUUGAUUAUACUCAUGAAAAACCAAGAGUUCAUCGUAAAAUGAAAAUAAGUCGUCUUAUGACUGAAGAUGAACUACCUGAAUGGUUAAAAAAUGAUGUUGAUCAAGUUGAAAAAACUCUUGAAAUUGAUGAAGAUUUUGGUAAAGGACGUCGUCAACGUAAAGAUAUUGAUUAUAGUGAUAAUUUAACUGAAAGAGAAUUUUUACAAGCAUUAGAAGAAGGAAAUUUAGAUGAUACACUUGAACAAAAACGUAUACAAAAACAAAAUCGUAAAAAUAAUAAUCAAUCAUUACAAGAUAAUGAUAUUGAUCUUGAUGAAAUUGAAACACGUUCAUCAUUUGAUAUUCCAUCAACAUCAAUAUUAAAUCAACAAAAUUUAAUUUCAAAACGUGGUAGUAUUAAAAAACGUUCCGAAACAAUUGAUCCAAAAAUAACAUCACAAUGUCGUUUAUUAUAUGAUCAUUUAUUAGCUUAUCGUACACAUGAUAAUCGUCAAUUAGCACAAGUAUUCAUACGUUUACCAGGACAAAAACAAUUACCAUUGUAUUAUCAAAUUAUUAAAGAGCCAAUUGAUUUUCAACGUAUCAAAAGAAAAAUAGAUACAUAUCGUUAUUCAAAUUUAGAACAAUUUGAUGCUGAUAUUAAAUUACUUGUAGAAAAUGCACAAACAUUUAAUUGUGAUACAUCAGUUAUUUAUUCAGAUUCAAUUCAAUUAGAAAAAGUUUAUCAAAAUUUACGUGAACAACUUAAAUCCGGUACACUUCAAUCAUUAAUAGAAACACCGACAACAACUAUAACUGAUGAAUCAAUAACAACAUCUCAAAAUUCAUCUAAAAGAGGACGUAGCACACGAAUAGCAACAACUACGACGACAACAAUAACUACAAAUAAUAGAAGAGUUUCGCAAAGAGGACGUAAACGAAAAGCCAUUAUUCUUAAAGAAGAUGAUAUAUCUGACGAAGAACAAGUUAUAUCCGAAGAUGGUGAUAAUGACGAACAUUAA